AUGUUCUCUUCCUCCUUCACUGCCAAACUCGGCACCAACUACUGCCCCCGGGAUGAAGAACUGGACGAAAUUCGGGAACUGCUCGUUGAGCCUUCAAAGAGGCUGGAGGAAAUCGAGCAGCAGAUUCAGAAGACGACGAAAAUAUUGGGACAACUGCGCGCACAGCAGGCGUCGCUUUUAGCCCAUGUUGAAGCUCACAAGGCGCUUAUAUCGCCGCUACGGCGGCUUCCGGUGGAAUUGGUGGAGGAGAUAUUCUCCGCGUGUCUUCCGGUGGCUCGGAACUGCGUGAUGAGUGCAACCGAGGCCCCGGUCAUCCUGGGGCGGGUGUGCCGUUCGUGGCGAACGAUCUCCCUUACCAUGCCCCGGCUCUGGUCACGGCUCCAUAUUGUGGAGCCUACAAGACCAUUCAACUCCCCGUACGGUGUAUUUGAGUCGAAGCUCUCGCAGAGGCUUGAGGUGACCAAGACUUGGCUGGAGAGGUCGGGUGAGUGCCCGCUCUCGAUCUCAUUAGAGAGCAACCUCGACCACGGCCUCACCCCUCCCCUCACACCUUCGAAUCACACAUCGCUCAAUACGAAUCUGUUUCUGGAAGCACUGCUUCCAUAUGCGGCUCGAUGGCAGAACAUUAGGCUUGUCGUCCCGCCAUGGGCGCUCGAGAAUCUCUCUCGGUUAACCGAGCACGAUGUGCCAAUCCUCCGCCGCCUCAAAAUCUUCCAGCGUCCAGACCACCCCAACAGCGCACCCCAAUGGGCCAUAUUCGAUCUCUUUCGUGCGCCUCAGUUGGCCGAGUUCUCCAUCUCGGGCAGCAGCGUCAAUCCGUCUGCCCUCCCGCUUCGUUGGGAACAACUCACCUCGCUGUCGAUCAUAGGACCGGCGUGGGGUGUCGGCCACAUCCAGACGAUGUCCAAUGUGCUCCGUGUGCUGAGCAAGUGCCCGGCGCUGCAAGUAUGCAAGCUGCUUGUCAAUGCUUCCGAUGCCGUCGAGCUUCACAGUACAGAGCUCAGAGCAAGAUGCCCUGCAUUACAUACCAUGGAGCUCACCUGUGUUGGAGCCCCGUUACAGACUGCUGACCACCUCCUCGCCCGACUCUCGUUGCCCGUUCUGCGGAAUUUCAGACUUCGGGGUCAGGGCGAACCGCACGCCGGUUCAUGCGAAGGCUUUGCAAACUCUCUCGCAGCGCUGUCAACUCUGGAGACCGUCACAUUCGACGGUGACUCGUUUUCCAGGGCUUCGCUCGCCAGCGUCGUGCGGCGGUUGCCAUUGUCACUGCGACGGCUGCAGAUAGCCGAUCUGGUUCAUACAUGGCACGCGAACUUCGAGGUCGGCGUUCUGGAUGACGAACUCUUGAAAGCGCUGAGCCCAUCGCCGCUAAACCCGGACCCCUGGUGUCCUGGACUGCAAGAGCUCGUCAUCACACACUGCAAUAUGGUUUCAGACAUGGGUUUGCUACAUUUCGUGGAAUCACGGAUGUCGAACUAUGGGGGGAGACCGCUCACGACAGUGCAGGUGUCGUUUGAUCGCGAGGAGCAGAUGGACAUUCGGCCGAGGCUAGAAAAGUUUGGCCUGAAGCUGAAUCUGAUGUACCUCACGCCUGCGCCGUUCCAGUUCUCGCCGUGGCAGGGACUGCGGGAGGGGUCGGGGAUGUUUCCGUUUACUCCGUAUGCGGCGUUCUGA
Messenger RNA from Mycena citricolor, 1674 nucleotides. Lineage: Eukaryota; Fungi; Basidiomycota; Agaricomycetes; Agaricales; Mycenaceae. The record is from the annotation of a GenBank genome assembly.